AUGGAUAUCGGCGGCCUCACCACAGUGGUAGCCAACUCAGCGUACAUCUCAGCCCGUGGUAGCUUUGAUGGCUCAGCUAACCCAGCAGCCAACCGGGACAAGAAGUACCAUGCUAAGCUCAAGCUCCCUCACAUCACUGUGUGUGAGGGCCUGAGGGAGACCCUGGAUCUGCAGUUCCAGAGCAUCUGUGUGGAGCAGCCCAUUGGCAAACGCCUCUUCCAAGAGUUCCUGGAGUCAGCUCCAGAAUACAAGGGGCCCUGUCGCCUCUGGAAGGAUGUGGAAGAGUACGACACUGCCGAGGACAAGGAUCGCAUCCAGAAGGCUUCCAAGAUUAUUCAACGUUACAUGGAGCCCUCAGCCAAGUAUUUCUGCCCCUUCCUCCCUGAAAAUGGCAUCACCAAAGUGAAGGAGCGACACCAGGAUGCUACCGAUGAUCUGUUCACCGAGACCCUAGCCUGCGUUCUGGAUUUCCUUAAGGAGGUACCCUUCACUUUCUACCUGGAAUCCAUGUACCUCAAACGGUUCCUCCAGUGGAAAUGGCUGGAGAUGCAGCCCAUGAGUGAGGACUGGUUCCUGGAUUUCCGUGUGCUGGGCAAGGGUGGCUUCGGAGAGGUAUCUGCCUGUCAGAUGAAAGCCACAGGCAAGCUCUAUGCAUGUAAAAAGCUCAACAAGAAGAGACUGAAGAAAAGGAAAGGCUAUGAGGGUGCUAUGGUGGAGAAGAGGAUUCUGGCCAGGGUUCAUAGUAGGUUCAUAGUGUCACUGGCUUAUGCCUUCCAGACCAAGACAGAACUUUGCCUGGUCAUGACCAUUAUGAAUGGAGGGGACCUAAGGUAUCACAUCUAUAAUGUAGAUGAGAACAACCCUGGGUUUGAUGAGCCGCGGGCUUGCUACUAUGCUGCCCAAAUCAUCCAGGGUAUGGAACACCUUCACCAGAACAGAAUCAUCUACAGAGACCUGAAACCAGAGAAUGUUCUACUGGACAAUGAGGGUAACGUGCGUAUCUCUGACCUUGGAUUAGCCGUGGAGUUAGCAGACGGUCAGGAGAAAACCAAGGGUUAUGCUGGGACUCCAGGGUUCAUGGCCCCAGAGUUGCUGAGAGGGGAGGAGUAUGACUACUCCGUGGAUUACUUUACACUUGGAGUCACUCUCUAUGAAUUCAUCGCUGCCAAAGGCCCCUUCAGGACUCGAGGAGAGAAGGUGGAGAACAAAGAGGUGAAGAAACGCAUCCUUAACGAGCCGGUGACGUACACAGAGAAGUUCAGUGAGAACGCCAAGUCCGUAUGUGAGGGCUUGCUGGCUAAAGAGGUAGACAAAAGGCUGGGCUUCAAGAAUGGAUCAUGUGAUGAGAUUCGUGCUCAUCCCUUUUUCAGUGGCAUCAACUGGAGGAAACUGGAUGCUGGAAUCCUGCCACCUCCUUUCAUACCAGACUCCAAAACAGUUUAUGCCAAGGACCUGGACGACGUGGGUGCUUUCUCAACAGUGAAGGGUGUAAACCUAGAGGAUAAUGACAAAGAUUUCUUUGAUGAGUUUGCCUCGGGCAACAUCUCCAUACCUUGGCAGGAGGAGAUGAUUGAGACGGGCAUCUACGGUGAGCUUAAUGUGUGGGGUCCCGGGGGCACGGUGCCCAAUGACCUUCGCCGUGAGUCCAUUUUGGAGCAGCCACCCAAGUCCUCUACCUGCACCGUGUCAUAA
Messenger RNA from Chanos chanos (milkfish), 1692 nucleotides. It is a transcript of the gene grk1a, whose product is annotated as G protein-coupled receptor kinase 1 a. Gene Ontology annotation, cellular component: cytoplasm. Gene Ontology annotation, biological process: protein phosphorylation; visual perception; signal transduction. Bases 1 to 1692 code for a protein of 563 amino acids. NCBI's taxonomy places the organism in Eukaryota, Metazoa, Chordata, Actinopteri, Gonorynchiformes, Chanidae. Gene Ontology annotation, molecular function: rhodopsin kinase activity; ATP binding. The record is from RefSeq and is a predicted model, not a curated record. The transcript is spliced from 7 exons.